Phytophthora nicotianae INRA-310 is the source of this 168-nucleotide messenger RNA. RefSeq lists its product as hypothetical. NCBI's taxonomy places the organism in Eukaryota, Oomycota, Peronosporomycetes, Peronosporales, Peronosporaceae. The transcript has 2 exons. Bases 1 to 168 code for a protein of 55 amino acids. The record is from RefSeq and is a predicted model, not a curated record.
AUGGCACCAAACCAGGCUACCGACGCUCUUGCCGAAUGUACUGCGACCGCUAGUGCGCGCCGUCGCAUUCUCGUGACGGGUGCAGCAGGAUUCAUCGGAUUCCACACCGCCAAGACCCUGCUGGCGCGCGGAGACGACGUCGUUAUUGUGGACGAGAUUGUUGUUUAA